ACACCUCGUGCUCUAACUGGCGGGGCUGAUGUCUGACUCUAUUAGUUAGACACACUCAGUUCCCUGCUGUCCUUCUCAUUCCUCCGUAAAACACGAAUGCAAGACAGAGUCCAGGAGCUGUCCACUUCAGCACCGCCAGCGGGACUGUCCACACAAACCCAGACUGAGCCUCUUGAGGAUGAUGAAUAAGAUGAUGAUGAUGAUGAUGCUGAGUGCACGCGGACUGCAGUAACACACCAGCAGCAGACCCGCAUUCCUCCAUCCAUACAGCCACCUGAUCCUCUGGUGCAAUGGUCCAUGCUAUCUCCGUCUGUAGUAGCUGGUCUGGCAGAAGAGGGUAUCUGAAGCAUCUCAGCAUCUCCAUGAACUAAAAGUACACUUGCAGACAAGUCACAGAAAAUCACAAACUGACCAGAACGGAAAAUAUUAUCCCUGUCUCUCCCUGUUUGUCUCUUCUUCAGUCUUCAUCACAGUGUCUCUUUGUGUUGUACUGUUAUGACGCCAUGUCUCAAACUGGGAAAGUCCUUCAUUUGUAUGUGGAGGUGAGAUCCCCACCAGAGCAUGAUGGAAAAGGUAGUUCCUAUGAGACGACGGUGGAGCAAGACUGUCCCGUUGAAGCUUUGACCAAAUUAGCACAGGUGGCAUCUGGGAUUGCCGCACCUCCCAGCAGCACAAUCAAACCAAAUGUUAGCUUCAUACUGCAGCCUUCACACAAUUUUUUGGAUUCCCCUCAAAGAUGUAGCAUUCCCCAGCAGGAACCAUUCCAAGCAGUUUUCUCUAGCCUCAAUAACAACAUUGACAGUAAACUAUUCAAACGUGCCCACUCGUCAAACUCUGGACAGACAUCUGGCCCUGGGACACCUUGUCGAGCAUGCAGCCAUCACAAGAACUCUAAACCAGUGCAAGGACAGAGGUCUGUGGUCACUUUCAGCUACAUUGAGAAGGCCCAUGUUAAAACCGUAGAGAGUCCAUGUAAUAGUCCGGGUGGAAUAAAGGAGGUAGCGGCUUGUCCACGUAAGAGGUGUAGUGACCCAAUGUGGUCGCUACCUGUGGAAUCUACCUGCAAUAAUGAUCCUUUUCACCAGCACAUGGGUUCUACUUUAGAUCCCAUUGGUCAAGCUGCAACACACCAAGCCCUUAAGGAAUUUGGGUCUCCCGAACUGAGGUGUAAGUUUUCUCAUUGCUCAGACUGGAGUCUGGAGUUUCAUCAACGUAAUAGAGAACGAUGCCAGUCUUGGGCAGGCCCACCAUUGCCAAACUGCAGUGCCUACCGCCAUGAUCCUGAACCUGACCCAGGCAGGGUAGGAGGUGCAUGUGGUGUCCCCAAAAGCCCAGCAUCAGAUGCUUUCUCAUUCCACAACAACCAGCAGAAAUCCACCUCCAGGUCCCAAGAAUACCCCAUGCAGAAUCUCAGUUCAAAGCAAGACUGCUCUGCUCCACUCUGUCAAAAUAGGAGAAGCCGGGCUGAAGACAGACCUCUGUCAGGGCAAAGGACCAGCCUCACAAACACACCCACUCGUGGUUUAAACCAGCUGAGUGGAAGCAAUACCUCUUCAGCUCUGAACAGUCCUGAGAUACCCCGCAAAAUUUCAGAAGAGGCCACCAAGGUAUCAACAAUUUUCAAUGAGGUCCGAAGUUCUCCUCCUCCCGUUGUUUUCGGGGGCUGGUCUAAUCCAGGUAGCACAAACUAUGGAUAUCCUUCUAGAGAAAUCCAGUCCUUACAGCAUAGUCCAGUGCAACAUCCGGCUGUCAAGAUGAACAUACCUAUGCAUGAAGACCGUUCUACGACAAAUGGGUUUCCUCUGCACCUGCAUGAAGCACCAGCUCCUAAGAGCUCAGAUUUAAAAGAUGACCUGGACAGUCGCUCAUUCUGCUCUGUCCCAGAUUCUCCAGCCCUCCCGUCUCAUCUUCUUCGUCCAAGUCUGUCCAAAGCAGACAUGUGUUCUCCACUCCGAGAUCCUCGUCAACUUAGAGCUGACCUGCCAGUCUCUGACAGCCCCACUUUACACCGUCACAAGCCUCCACAGUACACUGGAGAGGAGUGGAUAUCUGGGGAACCCUGGUUCCUGGACGAGGAGGACUGGGAUGACCAUGUCGUUGCAGAGAGCGUGGAGAUCUCCAGGCGGUUGUUUAUCGGUCAGAAUGUGGAUGAUUCUCCGGUCAGUUGGACAUCUAGACAGCAGUGGAAAGAGCAGGCAAAGAAAGAUGAAGGGAAGUUCAGUUUGUCAGAAAAACUUGAAGGUAAUCUCAAAAGUAGCAGUCCAGUGUACAGAAAAAGUGUUCAGGUUGAGGUCAUAGAACGAGGAGAGGAGAAUGUGAGCAAUUUGGUAUGUGGAGUAGACCACAGCCCUGGGGAAAGUAUAGAGGAGAUGACCAGGAUAACACAACGACAGAGACAGGCAGAAUGGAGGAGAAGACAGGCUUUGCUUCUAGGGCCGGUAGUAUUUGAAGAGGGGGAGAGAGGAGAGGACGAACAGGGGUUUGGAGAUCACCAGGGUUUGGUUGGGUCAUCCCCAAGCUCUAGUGGAGUAACGGGAAGCCUAGGAGACAGAGAUUGCAUCUCACCUGAGUCCAGCCAGAACAGCAACCAAUCAGAUCACCCAUCAUCAGGAAUACAGUCUGAUGGUGGUUCUUUAGUGCCAGGUCCAUCUCUGCACUGUCAGAAAAUUGCACGUGCCAAGUGGGAGUUUCUCUUUGGCACUCCAGCAGAAAACACUGCCAGCAAACAAGAGGAGAAUGUUCCAGAAUCCACCACAGCUCCACCAAGUGGCCACUCCACCCCAAUACCACCCUCAUAUCUGCCAUUGGAGGGGCUUGCUCUCAGAGCUAAUCAUGAUGUCCAACACGUGGAGGUGGAGCUAGUGACUCCGCCCCCUGCCGCCCCAGGCACCUCCCCCAAAACGGGCAUAAUUCGGCGAACUUUGAAAUACUCUGAGACUGAUCUGGAUGCUGUUCCUUUACGAUGUUAUCGGGAGACGGACAUAGACGAGGUGAUGUUAGCAGAGCAAGAGGAUGCUGAUUCAGCGUUUGGAAGCAACCGAAGUGUCAUGGGAACUUCCUGUGCUGGGAGCAGUCCUCUAGGAGAGAUACCAAAUGAAAGAACAGAUGGACAGGAGGAUGGGGAGGAAGAGGAGGAGGAGGAGGAGGAGGAUGUUGCGAGCUGGGUCACUGUCAGGAUGCAGGGCGAUGUGAGGAGGCUUAUGGCUGAUCAGCGAGACGAGGAAGUGGAGUUUUACAGCAUGAUGUUAAAGAGUCCUCAAGAUCAUGUCAGUAACAGCCACCCAGCUCUAAAAUCUCCCAUCCUGGUCCGUGGUCCUCGCAGAAGGUCCGGAGACAGUUUGGACACGUUCAGCCGGCAUUUUGAGAACAUCAUGGAGUCACACCGUGCCAAGGGCACCUCCUACAGCAGUCUGGACAGUCUCAACCCUCUGACUUCUAGCACUCAAACUGUCCUGACCUUUGACCUCCCCACACUGACUCCACAGGUGCAGGGUCAGAUCUACCAGAGCGCCCGGCAAAUUGUGGAGCUCAGCUUUGCGCCAUUGGCACAUGUAGAGAUUCCCAGCCUGUCAGAGUCAGUGCUGACGAUAACAGGGGAUACAGAUGCCACACGGGCGCCAUCCAGUGAACGUCUCAGCAGUGGGUCUGAUGACCGCAGUGGACAAAGCUGGCAGAGCAACCCACCACUUUCACUGCCCAGAGAGAAGUCUCCUCGCUUUGCUGCGGACCCAGAUUUGGAUCAGGAGCUGAGUGAGCGUUUGGGUUUGGGCAGUAAUGACACUCUCAGUAACGGUAACCGAGCUGAUCUGGACUCUGCCAAACGUCUGGCCAAGCGGCUCUUCAACCUUGACGGCUUCAGGAAGUGCGAUGUUGCACGUCAUUUGAGUAAAAACAAUGACUUCAGUCGCCUGGUGGCAGAGGAAUAUCUGCGCUAUUUCGAUUUUACUGAAAUGACUUUGGACCAAGCACUAAGGGCAUUUUUGCUAGAGUUUGCUCUGACGGGUGAGACGCAGGAGAGAGAGCGGAUCUUAGCACACUUUUCCCGUCGAUAUGCACAGUGCAAUUCAUCUCUCUCGCUAUCUGAAGACGGUGUCCACACGCUGACCUGUGCUCUAAUGCUGCUCAACACAGACCUGCAUGGCCACAAUGUUGGCAAGCGAAUGUCCUGCACUCAGUUCAUCGGGAAUCUGGAAGGACUGAACAGCGGACAUGACUUUCCUAAAGAACUCCUGAAGGCCCUGUACAACUCUAUUAAAAAUGAAAAGCUGCAGUGGACAAUCGAUGAAGAGGAGUUGCGUAAGUCGUUCUCGGAGCUGGGCGAGCAGCGAGGAGAGUCCAACUCCAGAGGAGUGAAGCAGACGGCCAGCGACUUCAUUCCUCCAUCCGGAGCGCUGCUUUACAAAACCGGUUUCCUGGUGAGGAAGGUCCACGCAGACUGUGACGGGAAGAGAACACCUCGUGGAAAAAGAGGAUGGAAAGCAUUUUAUGCUGUUCUUAAGGGACUCAUCCUUUACCUGCAGAAAGGCGAGUAUCGGCCAGAUAAACAGUUAUCAGAUGAGGAUUUGAAGAAUGCGGUGUCCAUUCAUCAUUCGCUGGCCAUCAGAGCCACAGACUACAGCAAACGUCCGAACGUGUUUUACCUCCGGACCGCUGACUGGAGAGUCUACCUCUUUCAGGCCCCGAAUGCUGAACAAAUGCAGUCUUGGAUCACACGCAUCAACACGGUGGCGGCCAUGUUUUCAGCCCCACCCCUCCCUGCUGCCAUUGGCUCACAGAAGAAAUUCAGUCGACCGCUGCUGCCAGGCUCCGCCUCCAAGCUGUCGCAGGAGGAGCAGGUACAGGCUCAUGAAGCUCGGUUUCGCUCCAUCUCCACUGAGCUUGCACAACUGCACUCUUAUCCGCCUGACAGAAAGGUGAAAGGUCGUGAACUUGAGGAGUACCGGCUGAGAGAGGAGUAUCUGGAGUUUGAGAAAACGCGCUAUGAGACGUACAGCAUGCUCCUGCGGGCGAAGCAGCGCUGCGAAGACGAUAACCUGUCAGUGUUUGAAGCCAUGCUCCUGGAGGAAGGUGCGCUACAGAGAGCUCAGUCCAGCCCCACGCUUCAGGACAGCAGUUUGACCUGCAGCACCAGAGACGGAGCGAGCCAAAGCACCGCCGCUGGCGCACAAGAACCGUCCGGCAACGGAAACAACAGCUGCUCUCGCGGUCAGGGCCAGAGACACAGCUACAGGCAGGCCGUCCGCAAGUGAAGCCACCGCCGCCACCCACAGGAAGCUCGCUGUUCUGGAGAGGAAGUGAGGUCUCUCUCUUUCCUGUGUGUGCCCCCCUGCUCUGUGUGCCAUCAGGAAGGGGUGUUGAUUCUGACUGAAUCUGACUCUGUGAUUGGCUGAUGGCUGGGUGAUGUCACAACACAAGGUGCUAUGGGAUCUGGACGGGAGAACGCGACUGGGAUUCGGAGGAACGUAAAUAUGAAACGCAUAACCUUCAUUUGCCUUCUAGUUAUCGGGUUUCUUCUGCGACUUCUCGCCCGAAGCCAUUUCAUCGCACACUACCAAGUCAAAUCUGGGCCUAAACGUCUUCGAACUUUUAAGAUAUGAUUGUGUCGGAAAUUCUUUCGUUUUUGCAUUUCUCGAAACAACUCAUUUGUUCACGAUGCAUAUUAAAAUU
Messenger RNA from Carassius carassius (crucian carp), 5667 nucleotides. RefSeq lists its product as uncharacterized. The coding region runs from base 504 to 5249 and encodes 1581 amino acids. The transcript has 17 exons. The record is from RefSeq and is a predicted model, not a curated record. NCBI's taxonomy places the organism in Eukaryota, Metazoa, Chordata, Actinopteri, Cypriniformes, Cyprinidae. Gene Ontology annotation, molecular function: guanyl-nucleotide exchange factor activity. Gene Ontology annotation, biological process: regulation of ARF protein signal transduction.